AUGAUGCAAGAAUCUGGGUCCGAGACAAAAAGUAACGGAUCAGCCAUCCAGAACGGGUCCAGCGGUGGCAACCACUUGCUCGAGUGUGGGGCACUUCGUGACACUCGGUCCAACGGGGAGGCGCCAGCGGUGGACCUGGGCGCAGCCGACCUUGCCCACGUCCAGCAGCAGCAACAGCAGGCCCUGCAGGUGGCAAGGCAGCUCCUCCUUCAGCAGCAGCAGCAACAGCAGCAGCAGCAGCAACAGCAGCAGCAACAACAACAACAGCAGCAGCAGCAGCAGCAGCAACAGCAACAGCAAGUUAGUGGAUUAAAGUCUCCCAAGAGGAAUGACAAGCAACCAGCUCUUCAGGUCCCCGUGUCAGUGGCUAUGAUGACACCCCAGGUUAUCACUCCCCAGCAAAUGCAGCAGAUCCUCCAGCAGCAAGUGCUGAGCCCCCAGCAGCUCCAGGUUCUCCUCCAGCAGCAGCAGGCCCUCAUGCUUCAACAGCAGCAGCUUCAAGAAUUUUAUAAGAAACAACAAGAACAGUUGCAGCUUCAACUCCUCCAACAGCAGCAUGCUGGAAAACAGCCGAAAGAGCAACAGCAGGUGGCUACCCAGCAGUUGGCUUUCCAGCAGCAGCUUCUACAGAUGCAGCAGCUGCAACAGCAGCACCUCCUGUCUCUGCAGCGCCAAGGCCUUCUAACAAUUCAGCCCGGGCAGCCUGCCCUUCCCCUCCAACCUCUUGCUCAAGGCAUGAUUCCAGCGGAACUGCAGCAGCUCUGGAAAGAAGUGACAAGUGCCCACACUGCAGAGGAGACCACAGGCAGCAACCACAGCAGCCUAGACCUGACCAGCACGUGUGUCUCAUCCUCGGCACCAUCCAAGACCUCCCUCAUCAUGAACCCACACGCCUCUACCAACGGACAACUCUCGGUCCACACUCCCAAACGGGAAAGCUUGUCCCACGAGGAACACCCCCACAGCCAUCCUCUCUACGGACACGGCGUAUGCAAGUGGCCAGGAUGUGAAGCAGUUUGUGACGAUUUCCCAGCCUUUCUAAAACAUCUCAACAGUGAGCAUGCGCUGGACGAUAGAAGCACAGCUCAAUGUAGAGUACAAAUGCAGGUUGUACAGCAGUUAGAGCUACAGCUUGCAAAAGACAAAGAGCGCCUGCAAGCCAUGAUGACCCACCUGCAUGUGAAGUCUACGGAACCCAAAGCUGCCCCUCAGCCCCUGAAUCUGGUGUCAAGUGUCACCCUCUCCAAGUCUGCCUCAGAGGCUUCUCCACAGAGCUUACCUCACACUCCGACGACCCCAACCGCCCCGCUAACUCCUGUCACCCAAGGCCCCUCUGUCAUCACCACCACCAGCAUGCACACGGUGGGACCGAUCCGCAGGCGGUACUCAGACAAAUACAACGUGCCCAUUUCUUCAGCAGAUAUUGCGCAGAACCAAGAAUUUUAUAAGAACGCAGAAGUUAGACCACCAUUUACAUAUGCAUCUUUAAUUAGGCAGGCCAUUCUCGAAUCUCCAGAAAAGCAGCUAACACUAAACGAAAUUUAUAACUGGUUCACACGAAUGUUUGCUUACUUCCGACGCAAUGCAGCCACGUGGAAGAAUGCAGUGCGUCAUAAUCUUAGUCUUCACAAGUGUUUUGUGCGAGUAGAGAACGUUAAAGGGGCAGUAUGGACAGUGGAUGAAGUAGAGUUCCAAAAACGGAGGCCACAAAAGAUCAGUGGUAACCCUUCCCUUAUUAAAAACAUGCAGAGCAGCCACGCCUACUGCACGCCUCUCAAUGCAGCUUUACAGGCUUCCAUGGCUGAGAAUAGUAUACCUCUGUACACUACCGCUUCCAUGGGAAAUCCCACUCUGGGCAACCUGGCCAGUGCCAUCCGGGAGGAGCUGAAUGGGGCCAUGGAGCACACCAACAGCAACGAGAGUGACAGCAGUCCGGGCAGAUCCCCUAUGCAAGCUGUGCAUCCUGUACAUGUCAAAGAGGAACCCCUUGACCCGGAAGAAGCUGAAGGACCUCUGUCCUUAGUGACAACAGCCAACCACAGUCCGGAUUUUGACCAUGACAGAGAUUACGAAGAUGAACCAGUGAAUGAGGACAUGGACUGAACCUCCGGGCGGGCCGACCCCCGAGACCGAAGAUUGGGGAAAAAAAAGCAAAACAAAACAAAUUAAAAAAAAAAAACACGUCAAAAGUUAGCGGCGAAACCGUUCUCCACUUAUUGUACAGUCUGGAGGAUUUUCGCUCCACUUUGACAACUCUGAAAUGUGUUAACUCUUAGUGCCAUCAAGAAUCCCAUUUGGGAGUAUUUUUGAUUUUUCUACUUUUUGUUGACGAAAGGGAUUUGUACUCUGUGCAUUGGAUGGACCUGUUUGGUACUUGGGAUUUUCCUCUUUGAGUCAACAUCAGUGUUGUAAAUUCGAUAAACGGAUUCACUUUUCGCAGCAGACUUUGAACUGCAGUUUUGUCCUGCCGAGGCAGACACCGAGGACGCCCGACUGAGCUCGCGCACCUGCGCCACCGCAGACCAAGCCUUCGCUCGCCCGAAUUCAAGGUUCCAGUGGACGACCUGUUUGCACAGCACUGCAUGUUGAUAUCACUGCCUUUACUCACUUUGGGUUUUUUUUUUU
This is a messenger RNA of Arvicola amphibius (Eurasian water vole), 2625 nucleotides long. It is a transcript of the gene Foxp1, whose product is annotated as forkhead box P1. The record is from RefSeq and is a predicted model, not a curated record. Gene Ontology annotation, biological process: regulation of transcription by RNA polymerase II. Lineage: Eukaryota; Metazoa; Chordata; Mammalia; Rodentia; Cricetidae. Gene Ontology annotation, cellular component: nucleus. Gene Ontology annotation, molecular function: DNA-binding transcription repressor activity, RNA polymerase II-specific; RNA polymerase II cis-regulatory region sequence-specific DNA binding.